Schistosoma intercalatum is the source of this 3305-nucleotide messenger RNA. Lineage: Eukaryota; Metazoa; Platyhelminthes; Trematoda; Strigeidida; Schistosomatidae. The record is from the annotation of a GenBank genome assembly.
ACCUACGUACGUGUGGACUUUUCAAAUAUCCUUCUCAUUAUGACUGAAGUUGCAAGUCGCACAUGUUCACUUUCCUCAAUCGAUGAAUCUUUAGCUAGGCAAUUGGCCAAGGUUCACUCUGAGCAAGUAAAAAAACAAAAGUUGCGUCAGAAAAUUAAAAAUGAAAGGUUAGCUAUUACAUUGAAAUGUCCAGGUACCAUUUUGUACUAGUUCGUGUUUUGCAUUUAGGUUUUAGUAACAUGAAAUAGUUAAUCUAAUUUUACUUUGCUAGAAAAGACAACCCUUAUGAAAUAAAAAGUACACAUAUGAAGAUUUGAAAACGAUUUAAUGUUUAUCUGACAUCACAAUAUGAUUUUUAAAAUCCAAUUUCAUAAAUGAAAGAGUACAGAGGUGCAUGGAUCUUUAAUUUUGUGAUAGAUUGUUCUUCAUUUUUAAUCAAAGUUUCCUGGUCUUCUGAAUAGAAAAGCGCCUAUUAUUAGUAAAUACCACUGACUUAUUACAACUGAGAAAGAUACAGUAGAUAAAAUAGCUUGUCAAUUUUGCGGCUUAACAGUCGGACAUUUGAGAAUAGCCGAAAUAGUUUGGCGAUAUAUAAUGUACACUUCAGUUGAACAGUAUCAGACGUUGAAAACCAAGAAGAAGCAAGCAUCUGCUUCACUUCGUUUGUUAAUUCUUUAUAAUCCUGGAACUAGGAGUCCUCAUGGGUUUGAGUUUAAGAACCACUGUUUUUGUGAUGAAUACAACUUUGUUAACCACUGAUUUAGGAUUCAUUAGUUCAUCAUCUUAACUUCAACGAAUUUCUCAUUCUUUAUCAUUGGUUAAUCACUGUUUUUGUCCCAUCAGUCUAACUUCAGUAUAAUAGGUUCAAUUACGAGAAUAUGCAGUAACGUAACAAUAUUAUCUCACACUUGUCUCCAAAGUAUGGACCUCCGUCCUCUCUAUUAGUGGGCACUAUCAAGAUAUUCCAUGCUAAGCCAAAACAGCUGCCAAGUGUUCCCUGAUAUGUAAUGACUUUUUGACCAGAGUUUGUUCGCAGUUAAAACUAUUCUUAAGCUAUGUUAGUUCUCACAAAACACCCGAAUAAAUACAUCGAUAAAACUGUAGAGCCUGAUGAUGAAGUUAGUGAAAACAAUUGUUCGCUCAAAUUUUCUUAAUUUUUGAACAUCAGUAACUUUAAUUUAUCUCAUUUUCAUUUACUAUCACAUUAAUACGUAAAUUAGUAUCUGGUUAAUCAGUGAAAAAAUGUAAAUAUAUAUGUUGGAUGUUAUACUGUUCAUCUUUUGAUGGUGCAUUUGAAGGCUGUUUGUCAGUUUAAUGAAUUUCUAUUCUUUGAUUUUGCAAGCAUUGAAAUUCGUGAACUUGAAAGCAAACUACGAAGUGCUUAUGUAGCUAAAGAACAACUUGCACAAAUGGCCGAAAAACGUGCUCUUGCUUAUGACUUGAUGGUCAGUAAAAUGUUGUUAUUUUAUUUCUCUCAGGACGAUACAUUAUCACUGAUUAUUUUUCAUAAACGCCAUAUGAACUGAUUAAAUUUGACCAAAUAAAAGGUGUAUCGAAAUUAUUUAAGUAUCACGACUAAUAGAUGGAGUUAAUUAGUACGAAACUAUACACCUUAUUUUAAUGUUGGAAAUUAGAAUUAGAAAAGUGAAACCAUUUCAUUGUUUAGAAGACAAUCCUUUCAAUCUUAUGAUGGAAAUAUUUCAAUUUUCAAAUCUACCACAGAAGUAUGGGUGAUUCCCUAACAAUCAGUUAUUUUUGAUCACCCUCAUUAAAAUAAUAUUUAACCAAACUCAUUUACGAAAUAUUAUUUAUUUCAUUCAACAAAAUCUAAAAUGUAAAGUUUGAUUUUCUAUGCUAAUCAUUUUUUUCAUCAAAGUAACCUCCUUUUACUCACCACUUAGUGGAUGUGAGUAUGUAUUUGUUAUAAAUACCUCAAGUUUGAUAAUGGUUAUGAAGUUUUGUUCGACGUUUCAUUAUUAUUAACGUAAAUUUAGUCAUAGUUUUAUUAUGUGUUGUUUAAAUUUUAAAACAUUUUAUAUUGAGAUUAGAUAUUUCUCAUGAAUAAUAUCAGAGGACAGUAGAUAUUACGAAAUGUUUAUCAAAUUUUGGAUAAGACUAGUUAAGAUAUCAGUCAGUUGUCUUACUACUUGAUGAUAAAAUAUCUUUUUAAUUUCUGAAAAAUUAUUAGACUGAAGAAGCUUUACAAGCUCAUCGUUUAAAUUCACAACUUGGUGAUGAAUUAAUUAGAGCUGAACAAGAAGAAACUCGUAGAAAACAAUCACAAAUUCAACUUCGAAAUGAAUUAGACACACAAAUAAUGGAACAAGUAGAAUUACGAAAAAAGGUUUAUCAAGAAUUUUUACAUGAUAAACAAAUGGUUGAUGAAGUUGUCAAGCGAAUAAAAGAAGAAGAUGAAUAUGAACAACAAAAACGUCAAAAAAGAAAAGAAUUAAUUCGUCAAGAAAUUGAUCAAUAUCAAAAGGAACGUGAAGAACAUACAAAAGCUGAAAAAGAAAGUCUUCAAAAAGAAUUGGAAGCAGUUAAUGCAUAUACUACUAAGAAAGAUAAUGAAGAACAGUUAAUUAAAGCAGCACUUAAAUCAAGACAAGAACAUAUUGAAAAGUUACAAGAUGAACUAGGCAAAAGGCUGUUAGAAAAAGAAAAAGAACGCAGAGAACUGGAAGAAAUACGUCAAACAUUAAUUUUGGAAGAAAAUGACAAAAAGAUUAGAGAAGAACGAGAAAACCAAUGGAUAACAAAGUUAACUAAUCAACGGAAACUCUAUGAAGAUUAUAAAGAACAACUUUUAUUGAAAGAAAAACAAAAACAGAUUGAAAAGCAAGAAGCUUUACAGAUUCGAAAUUAUAUGUUAGCUAAAUUUGAAGAAGACGAACGUUUAGAACAAGCAGAAUUAGAAAAACGUCAUCUUAAACAAAUGGAAUACGCUAAUGAAGCACAUAAAUUGUUAAUUGAAAAACGUCAACGUAUAAUGCAAGAGUAUGAACAGGCGAAAAAAGAGCUAAAUGCAGAAAAACAACGCAUUUUAGAAGAAAAACGAAUUGUGGAAGAGGAAAGACAACAUUUACUAAGACAACAUGCCAAUAAUCUAUGGAAUCAUUUGCCCAAAGGUAUUUUCCGAUCAAAGGAAGAAUAUGAAUCCCUUAAACAUUUAAAUUGUGAAAAAUAAGUGUAUUUACUUUCUUCAAACUAAGAAAUCCUAUCCCACAUUUAUCAUAAAAUACUCGUGAUCUAUUAUUAGGGUUAUAUUUUAAUUAUGAUGCAUAAAUUUCGAUAUUCAAUAAAUU